Molecule: messenger RNA, 531 nt
Organism: Haemonchus placei
Lineage: Eukaryota; Metazoa; Nematoda; Chromadorea; Rhabditida; Trichostrongylidae
Source: the annotation of a GenBank genome assembly
AUGGUUGCUCAUCCCAGUGAGGACGAAAAAUCAUACCAUGAUGAUCGUCGUGGUGAUCGAAGUCGUGGCCGUAAUCAUCAAAAGGCCCAUGGUGGUCGUGUCCGUGACCAUGAUGAUCGUGGUCGAAGUCGUGGUGGUGUCCAUGAUCGUGAUGAUCACCAUGAUGGUGCCCAUGACCAUGGUGUCCAUAACCGUCAUGAUCGUGGUCGUGAUGAUGAUGAUCAUGUCCAUAAGGGUGAUGAUCGUGGUCGAAGUCAUGAUGGUGUCCGUGACCAUGGUGUCCGUGACCGUCAUGGUCGUGGUCGUGGUGAUGAUGAUCAUGUCCAUAAGGGUGAUCGAAGUCAUGAUGGUGUCCAUAAUCGUGAUGAUCCCCAUGAUGGUGUCCAUGGCCAUGGUGUGCAUGAGGGUGAUGAUCAUGGUCGUGAUCAUGUCCAUGAUGUCCAUGGUCAUGAUCGCCGUCGUGAUACUCGAAACCGCCUCCAUGGUGCUCCUUGUCGUGAUGUCCCUUACCGAAGUCGUCACCCCAAGUAG